AUGGACAUCUUAAGACAUUCCCUGGAGGUUCUGCAGCAAAGCGGCUAUCAGUUUGCGGUGUUAUUAAAGCAUCCCAAAGAAAGCUACGAAGAUAUACCGAGAUUUGAUGGACUAAUACUGUCUGAUAAUUUGGAUAGUGGUUUGCAGGAGCAAAUUAGAUUAUUGACUUUAAAAAUUACGACCGUUUACUCCCUUUCUCAAAAUUCGGGUAGUUCGACAGACACCAGUACGGGCUCAAUUCAGUCAAACCCACGAAUUACGGAAACCAUACCUCUUGUGACGCUAUGUGUUAGUACAUCUUCAUCUGCUGAAAAGUAUUUUAACUUAGCCUUUAGACUAUUGCGACAACUUCCAUGCAAGCAAAUCUCAAAAUGCUGGAUUAAGGUAAUUGAACCGAAGAAAAAGGCGCGCUACCCUUAUACACUUGGCGAAAAAUCGAAACCUACAUGGUGGCCUAAAGGCGUAGAGCACCGUGAACCUGAUCACCUACAAAAACCAGAUAGAUUGACUUUAAUGAUUACCAUUAUGUCCGUUGUGGCACCUCUUUGGUAUGAAAAUAACAAGGAAAUUUACAAAGAUAUGAGGGAUGCCACUCAUGCAUUGUUUAAAAAUGAUAAGGAGGGAUUCUUAAAGGACCUAAUUCUGGAAAACGUUUACAAAGUAUCACAUGCAAUUGCGGAGACUAAUCUGGGCAACAAAGUGGAUUUACAAGUUCUUGAUCUAAGUAAAAUAAAAUCAGCCAAGCAAUAUUCAGAAAUGAUUAAAAGGCGCCAGCAAAACCGUAUACAACCUAAUUUAUCUGUCAACAAACCUUCAAUAUCUGCACAUGAGUUAAGUUCAAAAGCUCGAAUAAAGCCGAGUAUUAAUUCCAAAUCUCAACCAAUUCCGGGCAUAGAGGAAACGGACGAAGACUCAUAUCAUGAUUCUGAAGAAACUAUUAGUUCACAACUAGCUUCCGAAUAUUAUGAUUCUAACGAAGAGGCAGGAGUUAUUUUAGAAAUGUAUAACCAGCUACAGGAUGUUAGGCAUGGGGAGAUGGACUAUAAUGAUGUCUUCGAGUCAUAUUUGGAAGAUGGUAUACACUCUUCUAAGGCACCCAGUAAGUCAAUGUUAUUAUAG
Molecule: messenger RNA, 1119 nt
Organism: Eremothecium sinecaudum
Lineage: Eukaryota; Fungi; Ascomycota; Saccharomycetes; Saccharomycetales; Saccharomycetaceae
Exons: 1
Coding region: 1-1119 (372 amino acids)
Source: RefSeq, a predicted model, not a curated record